This is a messenger RNA of Lolium rigidum, 1085 nucleotides long. RefSeq lists its product as uncharacterized. Lineage: Eukaryota; Viridiplantae; Streptophyta; Magnoliopsida; Poales; Poaceae. The record is from RefSeq and is a predicted model, not a curated record. Bases 78 to 989 code for a protein of 303 amino acids. The transcript has 9 exons.
UCGAUCUACGACGUGGCUCCCUCGUUCCUCGCAGUUCAGCAACCAGUUUUGCUGCCAGUUGAACAGAUUAGUCUGGCAUGGCAAGGCUUCCCGGCCUACGUUGUUGCGACCUCGCCGCGCGCGGUUCGCUCCCUCCCCUCGGCUUUUCCCAUCGUCCUCGCGGGUCGCUGCGGGUCCCAGCUCUCCGCUACUCGUCUCUCCAAGCUGGUGACAGUCUUGGGGAGCAGGAGGUCAUGCGCAUGUUCCUUGAGGACAGGCAGGAGAAUGGGGACUUCAUCUCCAAAGUCGCCGACAUGGUUUUGAGGAGAAAUGCCACGGGUCUUGAUGCGGUUGAAGCUACCACGUAUGAAGAAAAUGCUGCAAAUUUCAGGGACGAUUUUACGGGUGAGGCUACUGGAGAUCAGGUGGCCGUUGACGGCAGCCUAAGUGUCAGAAGGAGGCUUGCUUAUAUGGAAAGGAAGAAAGAGAGCGACAAGAGGAGGGAAUUCAACCUUAUGAAAUAUGAAGCAAUUAAGGAUGAGCUGUUGCUCCUGACAGCAGGAAUUGGAGCUGCUUGCACUGUAUAUUGUGCUCUAGUCUUCUCUCUGCAGGCUGGUAUCAGUUAUGCUUUUGGAGUUGCUUUCAGCUGGUUGUAUCUUCAACUUCUGUACCGACGCGCAGAUAACUUGUCAAAGGAAGAUGUGCCUGAAGUUUUUCGGAGGAAGACAGUGAAGAAAAUUGGCAUUCGAAGCGAGGAUCUGAAGAAUACAGUAGAGAAGACAUUGGGUGGCUCUAUAUUUGUUCUUUCAUCCCCAAGGCUUAUAAUUCCUGCUGUGAUUUUUGGACUGUCAACGUUUUCUAGUCACUUUCACAAUAGCAUUUUUAAUUUUGAGCUUGUUCCAGGGAUGAUGGGGUUCUUCGCGUACAAGGCUGCAGCUUUGGUACAAGUCUACAGAGAUAAUGAUGAUCUGAGAUUGAUACUCCCGGAUGAUGAUCCUGACUACAGCUGAAAUGUUAUCAGUGAGAGAUUUUGUUCACCUAAUUUUUGAUAAAUCAAAGAGCACAUGGAUGUAUAGCUUACGGUAUAGUUACAAAUGAAUUCUUAA